AGAUUCAUGUAGGCAGCUGGGGAAGGGUACAUCCGUUCUAAUGGCGUCAAGACCCAAGCACUGUUGUCACAUUUUGUCCUACAGUGUUUCAAUAUUUUGCUUUGUUUAUGUCGGUCAAGUUUUCCAAGAAGGAGACGAAAAAUCUGCGCAGACUUGUAAAGUCACUAAAAGCUAGCUUUUACAGAUGGCAAAAAAAUAAUUGUAGAAGAAAUUUUUUCAUUCCAUCAGCAACUAAAGUAGAUAAACAUGGAAGUCACAACGGAAGAAGCACAAGCAGUGCUGCUGGAGGGAAUGGAAGGAGCACAAUACAUUACUAUUCAAAGGGCUGAUGGAGAAUCUCUAAGCAAAAGUGUUCCUCUUUUAACUCUUAAUGGAGAAUUAAUCUCUGAAGGGAUGGUAGUUGAUAUGAUUAAUGCUGGUGUUGGUACAGAUUAUGGUACAGCAACUCAAUAUUAUGAAGCAGAAGAUUUGUUACAACAUGAAUUAACAGAGGAAGAUCGAAGAUUAGCAGCAGCUUUAGUUGCUGUUCAAUUACAGCAACAACAGAAACAGCAACAGCUUCAUAGUCAAGCCCAACAUGAAGAUCCAACUUUACCAGAUGUUUCUCAUUUAGAGACUUUAACACCUGUAAACACAUAUUCUAUUCAAACUGUCCCAGAACCAAAUGCUCCUCCUGUAUAUCCAACAUUACAACCAACAUUUAAACGAAUAACGCAUAAUGUAAAACAGGAAUAUAUAAAUGUAAAAAGUGAGUGUGAUGUUGAUAUGUCAGCUGAAAGUAGCGAAGAUGCGGCACCUAGUUCCGGACCGAAAAGAUCUUUGCCGCAUAAAAAAAGGAUUCCUCGUAAAUUAAAACAACAGACCAAAAGAAGUUCAGCAAGAAAGGAUGGCAAUAGAAUAAACGCGGAUGGCAUGAACGCAGAUUCUUCCGGUGAUAUGCAGGCUCAUAUGUUCAAAUGUGAACUGUGUAGUUCUAGAUUUAGUAGUCAAUUAAAAUUUUUUGAGCAUUUAAAGGUACAUUAUGAACCUGUGAAACAAGAAACAAGAAUAGCACAAGCAACUAAUACGAAUAUCACGAUAUCUGUGACGGAAUCUGUUCAAAAUCUCGAAAAUACGGUAAUUGAAGAAUUUAGCGAGCCUGAAGAUCUUAUGGAGGGCAUUAGAGGUGUUGUGGAAGAGACAGGUGCUCAUAUAGAUGAUGAAACAGAAUCUCCAUUGAACAAUGACUCACCUUUAUGGACAAUUACUGAUGUUACAAGUCAUGUACAUAGGGACCAUGUAAAACCAUCAACUGUUAAUGAUCAAGGCAUUCAUGAUAAAGAUAAGACUGACAUUCCACAAACAACAAAGAAAAAAAAGAUUCUAAAAACUAGGAAAACAAAUGAUGAAUUAUCAUGUCCCCAAUGUGAUCGAUCAUUUCAUCAUAAAAAUAGCUUAGUGUAUCAUAUGCGAUCUCAUAGUGGUGAACGACCGCAUCAAUGUGAAGUUUGUGGAAAAAGUUUCUUUGCUGCUAGUGCGUUAAAGGUUCAUAAACGACUUCAUAGUGGGGAUAAACCGUACAAAUGUGAGGAAUGCGGUAGACAUUUCCGACAAUGGGGAGAUCUGAAAUACCACUCGACCAGUAUCCAUUCAGAACAGAAACAGUAUCAAUGUGAAUACUGUGGCAAAGAUUUCGCGCGGAAAUACUCGUUGAUUGUUCACAGAAGAAUUCAUACCGGCGAAAAGAAUUAUCGUUGCGAAUAUUGUAAUAAAACGUUCAGGGCAAGCAGUUACUUACAAAACCAUCGUCGUAUACAUACGGGGGAGAAACCACAUCAGUGUGCGGUGUGUGGAAAACCGUUCAGAGUGAGAAGUGAUAUGAAAAGGCAUAUGCAUACUCACUCUAGAGGAAGGACUGAAAGACCCAUGAAUAGAGUCAUAACAGGAAAAAAUAUUGAAGAAGAUAAAGGUUCGCAAGCGAAAACUAUUCAAGAUCUAGUUCGAGAUCUAAAACUCGAAGUAGAACCAACAGGGGUUGUAGAAAUUGUACCUCCAGAUGAUAAUCCUGAAAGUAUCCUACCGCAUGCAGGAGGACAAACUUUAGAAUAUACAGUGACUACAGCUCCAGACACAAACUCUGACAGAGAUCCGUUAGAAGCAGUCGUUCGUACAACUGAUAACAUGCAGUAUUUCUUCAUGUAAUAUUUGUUGGAAAUAAAAUGGAACGUUGUUUUCGUAACAAAAGGAUAAAAAAUCUUUCGCACAAAAAUGGCGUUUGUGGAAUUCAAGGUUUUUGUCCUGAAUGACUGAAUUGAAAGUGCUAUAUAUAACAACGCACUGCCUAUGCAAUGUGCAUAAACAUACUUUCCAGUAUUUCUGCAAAUUACUUUUUAAGGGAAUGUUACAAAUGUAACGCUUAAAAUAUUAUUCUUAAGACUGUUUUCAGCAGAGAACUCGGAAAAGUAUAACUAUAUAGGGGCAAAUUUCUAAAAAAGAUUAUAUCAAUUUAAUUAGUUAAAGGUAUGUAUAUAUAUAUAUAUACAUACAUAUAUAUAUAUAUAUACAUAUGGAUAAAUGCAUGCACAUAUACACGUACAUGGUUAAAUAUAAAACACGUAUAUAUUGUAUUAUAUAAUUAAUGAUAAUCAAGAUAAUAUUGUACAUGUACAUUUUUAAAAUCUAGAUAAGUUAGUCAUUUAUAUCGCGAAUCGUCGUUGAAAAAAUAUAUUUUUUACGUGAAGACAUUUAUAGAAA
Molecule: messenger RNA, 2733 nt
Organism: Apis cerana (Asiatic honeybee)
Lineage: Eukaryota; Metazoa; Arthropoda; Insecta; Hymenoptera; Apidae
Product: zinc finger protein 354A
Biological process (GO): regulation of gene expression
Cellular component (GO): nucleus
Source: RefSeq, a predicted model, not a curated record